Amphiprion ocellaris (clown anemonefish) is the source of this 3934-nucleotide messenger RNA. Its product is annotated as vang-like protein 1. Gene Ontology annotation, cellular component: plasma membrane. Bases 138 to 1766 code for a protein of 542 amino acids. The transcript is spliced from 8 exons. NCBI's taxonomy places the organism in Eukaryota, Metazoa, Chordata, Actinopteri, Pomacentridae. Gene Ontology annotation, biological process: multicellular organism development. The record is from RefSeq and is a predicted model, not a curated record.
UCGUCGUGGAUUCCUGAGGCUCGUCUCUAUAGCAACCCGUUCCUCCUGCUGAACACUGCUGCCAACUCGCCCUCUCUGCCACACGACGAGUCUCUCCUCAUCCCCCUGCCCAAUCGCCGGCCCCGAACAGCGUUGGAAUGGACACCGAGUCGACCCACUCUGGCUACUCCUAUCACUCCAGCCGCUCUGGGAGGUCAAACCGACAUGGAGAUCGAAAUCGUGAGCGACACAAAGCCAGCAGCAGCAAAGACAGCAGCCGCUCUGAGAGAUCCGUCGUCAUCAACCCUCCCGACACGCCGUCCCAGGAUUCCCCUGUUCACAACGGAGAGCCGCUGCCUGGGGAACCCACACCAGCACUGGAUCAUGGAGAUGAAGCCCAGGAUGACAACUGGGGAGAAACCACCACCGCUGUGACAGGCACCUCAGAGCUCAGUAUUUCCCAGGAAGAGGUGGUCGGCCUGGGGAAGGAGAUCCAGGACCGAACCCAAGGCUUCCGCCGCUAUCUUCCCCUGGCUGUGGGCUCGUGUGUGGGGCUGCUGGUUCUGGCCACGCCGCUGGUCUUCCUGCUCCUUCCAGCAGUGAUGUGGCCCGACAGACUGCAGACUUGUGGCGCAGCCUGCGAGGGCCUCUUCCUCUCCAUUUCCUUCAAGCUCCUCAUUCUCCUGGUGGCUGUGUGGGCCUUGUUCCUGCGGCCGGGCCGGGCCUGCCUGCCCAGAGUGUGUGUGUAUCGUGCCUUCCUCACCACACUCACACUCCUGCUCACCAUGUCUUAUUGGCUCUUCUAUGGGGUCCGGAUCCUUGACGCAGAGGAUGAGGAUUACCAUGGUAUCGUCCAGUUUGCUGUGUCCCUGGUGGACUCCCAGCUGUUUGUUCACUACCUGGCAGUGGUGCUGCUGGAGCUUCGCCACCUCCAGCCCUGCUACAGCGUUUGUGUUAUCCGCUCCACGGACGGGGAGACUCGUCACUAUAACAUUGGACAGCUCAGCAUUCAAAAGGCGGCUCUGUCUAUUUUGGAGUAUUACUACAGAGAUUUUCCACUCCAUAACCCGUCCCUCCUCUCUGCUUCCAAGCACCGAGCUGCCAAACACCUGGCUGGGUUAAAGGUCUACAACGUAGAUGCCCCGGGGAACACAGCGGGGGCUCAGCCAAGUAAUGGAAAUCAGUCACGGGCCAUGGUUACAGCUGCCGCCAAACGUAAGGACAGCGCCCACAAUGAGCUGUACUAUGAAGAGGCUGACUACGAGAGGAGAGUCCGCAAACGUAGAGCCAGGCUGGUAGUGGCUGUGGAGGAGGCCUUCACACAUGUCCGACGCAUGAAGAAAGAGGAUGAGCGUGCAACACCCUCGGAUAUUAUGGAUGUACGCGAAGCGGCUCUGGCCAUAUUUCCCUCUAUGGCUCGUGCCCUGCAGAAGUACCUCCGGACCACCAGGAGGCAACACUGCCACAGCAUGGAGAGCAUCCAGAAGCACCUGGCUUUCUGCCUCGUCAAUAACAUGAGCCCUAAGGCUUUCCUCGAGGCCUACUUGGCCCCUGGUCCGACCCUGCAGUACGGCCCUGAGCGCUGGAUGGCCGAUCAGUGGACUUUGGUCAGCGAGGCUUCUGUUACCAGCGGCAUCAAGGAGGGAACAGAGUUUCUGUUGAGGUGUCUUGACUUUAACUUAGCUGUCACCAUCAAGGGCAUCCCGUACAUCCGUCUGACUGAGGAGUACAUCGACCCCAAGUCGCACAAGUUUUUACUGCUGCUCCAAUCAGAAACCUCAGUUUAACAGUGACACAGUGGACCAGCGCUGCUGCUCUGGACUUACAGAACUGUUAUCCAACUGAUUUUUUCAAAACUGACUUUUUGUACUGUUUUUUGUACUUAUGUUUAUGUAGUUUUUUUCACAUAGAGUUAUCCUUAUGUCUGUUGUCUUUGUUCCGGGAGACUUACAAGCAGGAUAUAAGACAGAAAUCAAGGGGAAACACGCCUGGAUUUCUCUGUCCUGACGUUUGCAGAACACAGCUCGGUUACUCCUCUAUGCACUACAGAUGACCGUCACAAACUUUCAUCUUCCUUCAUUGCAUGUGCCAGUGUGUGCCUGUGUAGGAGAGGUUGAGAUUGUGUGGCUUUAGGAUGCAAAAUUUGGUGUGGUUUUUACUUGUAGUGCACACUUGGGUCAGUCUUAGCCUGUUUCCUCUUUCUCCCGAGUGUCACAUUUGAUAUAAACAGAACCUGUUUCACCAGAACUCCUCUUUUUCAGUCUUAGCAGUUAUUUAAUUCAUUCUGUGUCACAGAUAUCUGUACAGUAUUUAUAUGUGAAUAUACUUUAUCCCUACAAACUUUUUAUACCAAAAUCGUGCAUUGCUUGAAUGAUUUUUUUUUUAUCUUGCCUAAGAUUUUUUACCUUGUCUAUCUACGCUGUAUUUGUUGAGAUAACUGGACUGUAAAUAGGUGAAGACGUAUUUGUAAAUGUCAGACAGGAGUCUCUUGGACUGAAUGCCUACCACAGUGCAACGCAAGACGGACAGUCUAGCCAAAAGAUUGUGAAGGAAAACAUCUGACUACACGUGACAUUUGUGUGUGCAAUGGUCACUGAGCUUUUCCCUAGAAUCCUAAUGUUUUGAAAGCAAUGAGCUUCACAUGGUUGACUUUUUAUAUCUGAUGUUAGGUUUUAAUCAGUGCUGUUUAAUUUCAGAACAUUUUCCCCUGAUUCCAAUCAAGAUGCUUUGUAAAAGUCUGGUCAGCCAAAGGACAUAUUCUGGUCAAACCACUGUCCUAAUAUUGAACAGGUUUCUCUUAUGUCACCAGAACAGCUGUGAUCCUUUGGGGAAUGGACACAGAACCUCUGGGGGUGUCCUGUGCAGUCUGAUGUUGGAUCCUUUGGGUCCUAUGGGUUACAAGGUGUGGCCUCUAUUGAUCUAGCUUGUUCCGGUACAUCUCACGGAUGCUUGAUCGGACUGGAAUCUGGAGUUUGGAGGCCAUGUCAACACUUUGGGCUCUUGGUCGUGUUCCUUGAGCCGUUCCUGGGCAGUUUUUGCAGUGUGGUAACAUCCUGACUUUAGGGAGUGCUGAUGCUGGGAGGGUGUGUUUGGUGUGGAACAAUAUUUAGGUGGAUGGUACAUGUCAAAGUAACACACACAUUUAUACCAAGAUCCAAUAUUUCCAAGCAAAACCCUGCAUUGUAACGAGGCGAUCAAGGUUACACACUUUACCUGUCAGUGGUUAGAAUGUUGUAGCUCAUCGGUGCAUACUCCGUCAUUUUGAACACAAAGCACAAACUUAUAUAUUGUUUAAAACCGUAUUUCAGGAGCAAUUUGAAAAGUUUCUGAUUCUCAGUUUUCUCCUGCUGACACAUAUUUGAACAAGAGUUGAAAAAAAUGUGUGUAAAUUAGCUCAACCCAAUAUCAGUAUUUCUGCAGUCAGUAUUGUGUUACACUACUGCCACCUACCUACCAGACCUGGAACACUAUUCUGAGCAUCAAUCCAACAUGUUAAGAACAGUUGAUCUGUAUUUUUUAAAGCUCUUUGUAUUUAUGAGACUUGUUGUGUCGUAAAAUUCUAUUUACAAGAGUGUUACUGUGCUCACAGACGGUGUAGUUUUGCUUAGGACUGUUUUGGAGUGUCGAUGGUUGUAAAUACCUUCUCUUCUUGACUACACAUGUGCCUCAGUUAUACAUAUUUAGGAUAUGCUCAGCAUACAUGUGCAGUUUUCGAGUAUGUGUGUAUAUGUGUGCGUGAGAAACAGAGAAAGUAAAAGAGGAAAAAAGAAGAGAGCAUAAUGACAAAAAGAGAUUGCUUUUUUUUUUUUUUUUUUUUUAAAUGUCCAAAUGUGAUGCAGCUGACAAGUCAUGAGUUUGAAGUUGUCCUCGUCUUCUUUUUAUACAACUUAAAAUGUAAAAUCAUAGCAGCGGUGUCAAAGUCACAUUUGUAAAAAAAAUAAAUAUUUGUACUGGC